Molecule: messenger RNA, 3262 nt
Organism: Aegilops tauschii subsp. strangulata
Lineage: Eukaryota; Viridiplantae; Streptophyta; Magnoliopsida; Poales; Poaceae
Product: cell division control protein 48 homolog B
Molecular function (GO): ATP binding; ATP hydrolysis activity
Source: RefSeq, a predicted model, not a curated record
UACCACCGGCGCCGGAAUUUGCUGUAACCAGGAUCCACAUUUUUUGAGUGAUUUUUUUUGCUGCAACCAGUCCAAAAAUUUGCUACCAUCGUUUUGCUUUUUGCUACCACAGUUGGCUGUCCGUCUUUUGAUUUUUUUGCUUAAUCAGAUCCAUCUUUUUGCUGGAACUACUCAAAAAAUUGUUACCAUGGUCUUUGAUUUUUGCUACCGCUGUCUUAGUUUUUGCUCCCACCUUGUUUUUGAAUUUUUGCUGGAUCCAUCUUAUUUUGCUGGAACCUCUCCAAGUUUUGCUACAACGGUGUUUGAAUUUUGCUACAACCGUCUUCGUUUUUUGCUACACCCCCAUUUAUGAUAUUUUUGCUAGAUCAAUCUUUUUUGCUGGAACCACUCAAAGAGAGAGAGAGAAAGAAGGCUGUAAAUGGCGUGGAGGGAGCUGCAAAUAAUACCAAAAAAAUGCUACAACCAGCGUCCUACAGAGCUUCAAUCGAAGGCGACGGAUUUUGGGGACCGGCCACCACGCAACCGCGAAAGCUGGAACCGUCCAUGGAAAAAGCUUCAACCGUUUUGUGAAAAAGCUUCAGCCAUAGAAAAGCUUCAGUGGGCGUGAGAAAAAAGUUGUAGCUGACGGCAUGGUGGUGUGGCGAGGACAACGACCGGCGGCGAGCUGCUGAUGCUUCAAGGCAGGCCUCGGUGCGUCCAAGGCGGAUGUCUAGGACGAACAGCUGGAUGCAAUUUUUGUUGAGAAAAAAAAGAUAAAGAAGGCUAGUCUGACGAUGGACAAAAAGACAAACUAACGCCCAAGAUGCGACCGGCCGAACCGUUGCGCCGGUGCGCCGGCGCCUAUCAUUCGCCUUUGAAAAAAGACAAACUAGAACUUCGAGUCGUUUGAAAGGGAGGGGUACUUGUUAAUGUGCCGCACUGAAGGCCGGCCCAUGUUUAUACCGCUGGGAGGGAGUACUUGUUUAAUGUGCCGCACUGAAGGCCGGCCCAUCUUUAUACCGCUAAGACGAGAGCUGGGCUUGCUGGGCCGCCAUCGCCGUUCCACCCGCUCCUCUCCGAGCGCCGCCGCCGCCGCCGCCGCCUUUCACCCUCCUCUCCCCGUGCGCUUCCGCUUCCUCUUUCUGGGUUGCAGCGACAGCGGCGAAGGCGAGGGCGGCGCGUGGACCUCCCCGCGGCGAGAGUCGCAUCCUCUCCCUCCCCGCGAGCACCGUCGCCGCUCCACGCGCGUGGGCCAACAGUGCCUGCGGCGUCCUAGGGCUCACCAGGGUUUAUCCCGGGUUCUCGCUCGCAGCUCCGGCGAUUCCCUACGACUCUCCGUUGUCGGCGCGGCUUACCGUCCCGCCGCCUGCACGAGGACGACUUGAAGUCCCCCACGCGGGUCUCGGAGAGCACUGAAAUAAGCGUAAUGGGCGAGGUAAUGGCCGCACGGAGCAGAGGCGGCACUAAUGGGGAGGACGGCGAGCCGGUUGCACGUUGGCGAGCGGAGGAGGCUGUCGCUGGGAACCGUAUGGCCCUUCAGGCCCUCCGGGAGCUCGUGAUUUAUCCCUUCCUCUACGCUCGCCAGUCCCGCCUGCUCGGGCUUAAGUGGCCCAGAGGGUUGCUGCUCUACGGCCCCCCUGGCACCGGAAAGACAAGCCUGGUUCAAGCCAUUGUUCGAGAAUGCAGUGCCCACCUGACAAUGAUCAAUACGUAUUCUGUGCAUAAAGCUCAUGCUGGAGAGGGUGAGAAAUUCUUGCGUGAAGCUUUCUCUGAAGCGUACUCUCAGGCGUCACAGGGCAGGCCGGCCAUUAUUUUCAUCGAUGAACUGGAUGGUAUAUGUCCACGGCGUAACAGUAGGAGAGAGCAGGAAUCCCGCAUUGUUGGUCAGCUGCUAACUCUGAUGGAUGGAAAUAAGAAAUUGUCGAAGAAGCUUCCUCACGUAGUUGUUGUUGCGUCAACUAACAGGGUGGAUGCCAUCGAUCCAGCAUUGAGAAGGCCAGGACGUUUUGACUCAGAGAUAGAGGUCACUGUUCCUACGGUAGAAGAAAGGCUGCAGAUUCUUAAGCUCUAUUCCAAAAAUCUGCAUCUUGAUGAAAAUGUUGAUCUUCAAAUUAUCGCUGGAUGGUGCAAUGGUUAUGUUGGUGCUGAUCUAGAAGCUCUGUGUCGAGAAGCUGCCAGACUUGCUUAUCGUAGAUUGUCAAACUCAUCCGAGGAUGGGAAGGUGCUCACACUACUCAUGGAAGAUUGGGAGUCUGCGAGAUCUCAGAUCAAAGCAAGCAUGAUAAGAGGGGUAACUAAAGAAGCUCCAACUGUUUCAUGGGAUGAUAUUGGAGGUUUGAAAGAUCUAAAGAAAAAGCUUCAGCAAGCUGUUGAGUGGCCCAUCAAGCAUGCCGCUGCCUUUGCAAGACUGGGGAUAUCACCAGUUCGUGGUGUGCUUUUGCAUGGUCCUCCAGGGUGCUCCAAGACUACCCUUGCCAAGGCUGCAGCACAUGCCGCCCAAGCUUCUUUCUUUUCUUUGAGUGGUGCAGAACUAUACUCGAAAUAUGUUGGAGAAGGUGAAGCUUUGUUGCGAAGAACAUUUCAGAGGGCACGGCUGUCGUCUCCAAGCAUCAUAUUCUUUGAUGAGGCUGAUGCAAUCGCCCCUAAACGAACUGGUCCUAGUGGGGACAGUGGCAAUGCCACAGUAGGAGAAAGACUCCUAUCAACUUUGUUGACUGAAAUGGAUGGUUUAGAACUGGCUACGGGGAUUAUUGUUUUGGCUGCUACUAAUCGUCCCAAGGCAAUCGAUGCAGCUCUUCUCCGUCCAGGGCGUUUUGAUAUGGUGUUGUAUGUUCCACCGCCAGAUGCGCAAGGCAGGCACGAGAUACUACGCAUCCAUACACGGAAGAUGAAGUUGGGGGAGGAUGUGGACCUUGGGGAGAUAGCGGAGCGCACCGAGCUGUUCACCGGUGCUGAUCUCGAAGGCCUGUGCAGGGAAGCAGGAAUGGCGGCACUGAGGGAAGACCUGUCAGCCAGUUCAAUACACAAGGCUCACUUCGAGGCCGCGAUAAGGUCGCUAAGGCCAUCACUGACAAAAACAGAAGUUGACGAGGACGCAGCUGCCGCCAUCCAUGGCCCAGCUAGGAAAAAUUAGAAUAUGAUACAUCUAUUGAGCUUUUGUUCAAGUUCGUGUUACACAAGCAUUUUGGAUCAGUCAAGCCUUGGAUAACGCAAUCACUGGGUGAUUAAAUGAUAUAUUUGUGCGGCUCUCUUUUUUUUUAAUGAAAUAUGAGAAUUCAAGCGA